Molecule: messenger RNA, 657 nt
Organism: Fomitiporia mediterranea MF3/22
Lineage: Eukaryota; Fungi; Basidiomycota; Agaricomycetes; Hymenochaetales; Hymenochaetaceae
Exons: 7
Coding region: 1-657 (218 amino acids)
Source: RefSeq, a predicted model, not a curated record
AUGGAGGUUCUCGAAGAUGCGCUUUGUUUUGGUGAUGAACACGAUGGCGGAGACGGAGAAGGCGUAUGGGCGGUACAGCGAAGACACAAAACUGUGCAGAGUGAUAACGUCCGCGUCGACCGCAGCAGAGGCAGUGGAGGUUCCGGAAGACGCACCGCACGUGCUAUGAAUACCACACUCUUUCGCCGAUCUAAUUGUUUCGUCCCUGACACUGAUGAUCGUCCGUCGUCUCGUCCAGCGUCGGUCGCCGGUACCGCCGCAAUUGUGACCGCUGCACCGCCAUCCAGGAAUCACAUUCCAAUUUCCAUGCACAGAAACGACAUUCCGCGUGUUUUCGGUUCCGAUAUUUGCACUCCAUUUCCUUCUCCUUCCAUCCAUUCUCACCUGUGCGACGCCGAACAACUAUGCUCUAAGCUCCGCGGGCUUUGCAGAAUACGAGUGAAUGCCCUCGUUCAAGGGGACGUAGCCGAAGUCGGGCGAGACUGGUUGAAGACGACUGGAAGAAAAUAUGGACAUGCACAUUUGGGGGGAGCAGGAACAGGAGCAGAGAAGGCGGGCGCAGACGAAGAAGCGAAGAUCGGAAGCUUGAUCGAACGCGCGAAGAAUCUUGAGUGCACAAAGCGCGAUGUGAAACAGGGACCCUCGCGCGGCGAAUGA